Molecule: messenger RNA, 675 nt
Organism: Aspergillus affinis
Lineage: Eukaryota; Fungi; Ascomycota; Eurotiomycetes; Eurotiales; Aspergillaceae
Product: ornithine decarboxylase antizyme
Exons: 4
Coding region: 1-675 (224 amino acids)
Biological process (GO): positive regulation of protein catabolic process
Cellular component (GO): nucleus; cytoplasm
Molecular function (GO): ornithine decarboxylase inhibitor activity
Source: RefSeq, a predicted model, not a curated record
AUGCUGAUAGGAAUACUCAAUCCACUAUACUCGCAAGUUGCUACAGUGUCAACUCGUCGACUCCGGCCGUUAAGGGAUUCCACUACUGCACUACGCUGGGGGCCGGAGCCCAGUGGUAUCCCUGAGGUUCCCUCAGGGUCGAAAACUCCUUCUCAAAGUCCUCCCCUAGAGCUCUGUGCCAGUCCCGAGACUGAGCAUGGUUCUCCGGUUAACAAUUCACUGGAGCACAGGGGGGAGGCCGCGCAAACCAUCCCGGAAGAGUGUGAGAGGCUCUUCUGCGACAAACUGUCCGCUAUUUUCCUUGGUGAGGGGAGAAUUUCGAGGCAGGAGUCGCUGGGGAUGGGUGCGUACCCAACCGUACCCAACCAAUUAGGAGGGUUCGUCACCGGCAUGAAUGACGACAGAACACUCUUCGUAUUCUUCGGAGACAGUGAACUAGGACAAGGUCUCAAAACGGGUCUAAUCGCUCUUUUCGAGCUGGCCAGCACUCCUAGCUUUGCGUGUUCACAAAUUGUGGCAUGCGUCCCUCGCUCCCAAGUUGCAACCGAGCUCGCCGUAAUUAGGAAUCUAGGAUGGUGCGGGUUUGCCUUGUCGACAUUGCAACCCUGGAGUCUGGAACAUAUACCCGAGCCUUCGCUGAGUACCAGAUGGCUGUUUAUGAGCGCUGAAGUUUGA